Stylophora pistillata is the source of this 987-nucleotide messenger RNA. Its product is annotated as putative integrase/recombinase y4rB. NCBI's taxonomy places the organism in Eukaryota, Metazoa, Cnidaria, Anthozoa, Scleractinia, Pocilloporidae. The record is from RefSeq and is a predicted model, not a curated record.
AUGAAUAACAUCCUUUAUAAAGGUCCCUUUAAAGAUCAUAUCCAAAAUUAUAUAGAGCUAAAACAGGCGAUUGGGUACAAAUACGAUACUGAAGCAAACCAUUUAAGGCGCUUCGAUCAAUUCAUAGAAGAGAAAUAUUCACAGAGUUCUAUUCUGACCAAGGAUAUUGUACUUGAUUGGUGCAGUAAAAAAUCUUAUGAAACACAAGCAAAUCAACGCUCCCGUGCAUCUAUCAUACGUCAGUUUGGAAAAUACUUAGAUUCUAUUGAUGCCAAAGCUUAUAUCCUUCCAAAAGGAUAUUAUCCUACAGAACCCCAGUAUAUGCCUUAUAUUUAUACCACUGAUGAAUUGACAAGGUUUUUUGCAGAGACGGAUAAAUGCCAAUAUUGCUACGAAUGUCCAAACCGACAUCAAAUUAUGCCUGUCAUCUUUCGUAUGAUUUAUAUGUGUGGACUGAGAGUAUCAGAAGCACGACUUCUCAAGGUUGCAGAUGUUGAUCUUGAAAGAGGGAUUCUCACUAUCAAUCAUUCCAAGAAAGAUAAUAGCCGCUUGGUUCUUAUGUCAGAUUCUUUGACGCAACGGUGUCGAUUUUAUUCAAAGAGCGUUCAUCCUUAUCCAAGUUCAGAAGAUUACUAUUUCUCUGCUCUUGGAGGGAAACCGAUGACAUUGAUCAAUCUUUAUAGAAACUUCCGCAGAUUUUUAUGGCGAGCAAAGAUCUCACAUAGAGGAAGAGGUAAAGGGCCACUUAUCCAUGACCUUCGUCAUACUUAUGCUGUCCACUGCUUAAAAAAAUGGUCAGAACAAGAAAAAGAUCUCUGUGUAUAUCUCCCUAUCCUUAAAACCUAUAUGGGGCAUGAUUCUUUUAAAGAUACAGUCUAUUAUCUGCGUAUGACUGCAGAUGCGUUUCCAGACAUAACCCUGAAAAUGGAAACCCACUAUCUGGAUCUUAUUCCUUUAUUGGAAGGAGAUUCCAAUGAAACCUACUGA